AUGAAAUUCAACUUCGCAUGUGCGGCUGCACUAUCGGCCGCCGGCUUCGCUUCGGCGUUGCCCAGUUGGUUUGCCGAGUCCCAGGACGUCACCACCUUCGACGAUGCCACGCCUGUGCCAGGCAAGAAUCCUCUGGUGUUCUGCAAAGACCAUGAUCUUCAGAAGGAUAUUGUCAGCAUCACCAACGUCGAUUUGACACCCAACCCGCCUGAGUCGGGUGCUCAGCUCGCCAUUCAAGCGACCGGCAUCAUACACGAGCCCAUCCAGGAGGGCGCUUACAUCCAAGUGACCGUUAAAUAUGGUUUGAUCCGCCUCGUCAACACCAAGGCCGAUUUGUGCGAGCAGACGGAGAAGGCCGACCUGAAGUGCCCCAUUGAGAAGGGAAUUCUGUCCGUCACGAAGGAGGUCGAUAUUCCCAAGGAGGUUCCUCCUGGCAAAUACACUGUUCACGCUGAGGUCUUCAACGCCGACGAUAAGCCCAUCACCUGCCUUGAUGCCACCGUCACUUUCGGCGGUCAUGCUGCUGACAGCGAGCUGUAA
Pseudomassariella vexata is the source of this 540-nucleotide messenger RNA. RefSeq names its product ML domain-containing protein. The coding region runs from base 1 to 540 and encodes 179 amino acids. The record is from RefSeq and is a predicted model, not a curated record. Lineage: Eukaryota; Fungi; Ascomycota; Sordariomycetes; Amphisphaeriales; Pseudomassariaceae. Gene Ontology annotation, biological process: intracellular sterol transport. Gene Ontology annotation, molecular function: sterol binding. The transcript has 3 exons.